Messenger RNA from Penicillium antarcticum, 1002 nucleotides. RefSeq lists its product as uncharacterized. The transcript has a single exon. Lineage: Eukaryota; Fungi; Ascomycota; Eurotiomycetes; Eurotiales; Aspergillaceae. The record is from RefSeq and is a predicted model, not a curated record. Bases 1 to 1002 code for a protein of 333 amino acids.
AUGGCAACUAAGUACGCCGUAGCUCAUGAGUCUCCCAACGGCCCUGGAGACAGCCGUCCCACGGCCCUCCGAAUCAUUCAAGAUGAGCAUCUCGAGGGAAAUCUCGCAGACAAAGUCAUCCUUAUCACGGGCUGCUCCUCCGGUCUAGGAAUCGCGACUGCACGCGCACUAGCAAAGACAGGCGCCAAGCUCUUCGUCACAGCGCGCAAUCCACAAAAGGCAAAAGUCGCCCUCGGCAAUCUCCUAGAGUCCGACAGGAUCCAACUCCUAGCACUAGACCUCAACUCUUUGGCCAGCGUCCGAGCCUCCGCUAGCGAGUUCCUGGCCCAGAGCCACCAAAAACUCAACAUCCUUAUCACCAACGCCGGCGUAAUGGCAACACCGGAAGGCAAAACUGCCGACGGCUUUGAGUCCCAAUUCGGCAUUAACCACCUCGCCCACUUCCUUCUCCUCCAGCUCCUGAAGCCUGCCCUUUUGAGCUCCUCAACCCCUACCUCGCCUUCCCGCGUGGUCUUCGUCUCCUCCGUCGCCCACCGCAUUUCAACCGUGCACAUGGACAAUAUUUCUCUAGCGGGUGAAUACGAGCCCUGGAUAGCCUACGGGCAAAGCAAAACCGCCGUUAUCUGGACGGCCAACGAGGUCCAGCGCCGAUACGGAUCGAAAGGCCUCCUCGCCUUCAGUCUGCACCCUGGAGGUAUCACUACGGGUCUCCAGCAACACGUUCCCGACGAAGUGCAGCAGAAUUGGGGGGCUGACAGGUCAUUUGCGCUAAGGUGGAAAAGUGUCGAGCAGGGUGCUGCCACUACUGUCUGGGCGGCUGUUGCUAAGGCCUUGGAGGAUCGGGGCGGGAAUUAUCUCGAUGAUUGUCAGAUUGCGGGUCCGCAUGAUCCUGAGACUGGGCUCAUGGGUGCUGGAUAUGCGCCCUGGGCUUACGACGAGGUGAAUGCGGCGAAGUUGUGGAAUAUUUCGAUGAAGAUGGUUGGAUUGGAUGGGGAGAACUGA